Messenger RNA from Phycodurus eques (leafy seadragon), 2228 nucleotides. RefSeq names its product F-box protein 43 (gene fbxo43). The record is from RefSeq and is a predicted model, not a curated record. Gene Ontology annotation, molecular function: protein binding. Gene Ontology annotation, biological process: regulation of mitotic nuclear division; negative regulation of meiotic nuclear division. Gene Ontology annotation, cellular component: nucleus. Lineage: Eukaryota; Metazoa; Chordata; Actinopteri; Syngnathiformes; Syngnathidae. Bases 140 to 2194 code for a protein of 684 amino acids. The transcript is spliced from 6 exons.
CAAACCUUGCCCAAAUGGACUGGACUGAAACGAGGGCGCGCGGUGGCAACUGAGGUCCGAACAAGCCGAGACGCGGUACCUCGCCGUAUGUUAGAGCCUCUGUGGGAGUGCUGCUGUUUGGGCAAAGAGGAGGUUGAAAAUGCAGUGUACCCCGGAGUCCAAUGUCUACCAUGGCAGCAGCAAAGGCCAACAGUGUGAUGAGUGUUUUGACAGUGGCUACUCGGGUUUAUUCCACAGUCCACAGAGUAUCAGUGGAUUUGGCUCCUCUAGGCCUUUGGCUUCAGUGGACUUCAUUGACACACCCAAAGAGUAUCUCAGACUUCCUGUCACCCCCAAGGAGAGUAGCAGGGCCCCUUUGCACAAAGACUCCAAGGGGGUUCAGCGGUCCUGCACGCUGAACUGGUGUGAAACUCCCAAAGUGUGCAAAAGAUAUGUCUCGCUGCAACAUAGACCUGCUCUGUGCGAUGCCACUAAAGAAAACACCACUUCCACAUGCACCGGAAGGAUAGACUCGUCAUUUGGGUCUGACCAUUGGCCCAAUGUUUCGUUUGACUCUCUUGAUACCACGCCGCAGUCUUUGACUUUAAGCACUUUAAAAUUGGAGCAGGAUUUCCCGUUAUCUGGUAGGAAACGUCGUCUGCUCUUCUCUCAGGUAAGGACCUCCACUCGUGUGGACGGUACCUUCGGCUUGGGUGACAGCAACAGUUUGGAGAGACGAAUUCCACUCUUGGAUGAUUUCUGUCAGCACCUUGGUGCCUCUGAUCAACUUAAUGUAGAAGCACCGUGCUUAAGCAAAUUCCUGCCGGCCUCAUCCAAGGAAAACUCUCCAUCACCAGUCAACAAGCAGACAAGUGACUUAUAUGACUCCUCCAGUGUCUUGUGCACGCCAUCAUCGACACAAACACCCAAGUAUAUCAGGUCUGUGUGUGAGGACAGUGGCUUCAGCUCCCUUGCGCUCGAUAAAUCCCAAGGCUCUUCUGUCGACCAUGACGGCUCGUUCCAGGAGUUGCUGCUUUCCGCCUCAAAAGGAAACUCCGAAACCCCCAAUCUGACAGAUACAAAACGGCGUUCCCGUUUGCAACGUCAGCAAAGACUUUCCACUCUAAAGGAAGGAGGCUCCUUAUCUGAUGAAGACCUGUCGGACAGAAAGCAUCAGCAUAUUCACAGCCAUGGCAGCACUUCUAAAGAUGAGGUUUUUCUCAGGGAAACCCCGCGCAGGGUUCGUACAACGUCUGAUGGGCCGGCAUCGAAUAACGAAGGUUAUACAACUCCUCGAAGCCAAACAACGGCCAAGCUCGACUGCAUGCCACCUUCUUGUACCGCGUCUGUCAAUUCUAACGUAACCCCCUUCAAGACAACCGUAUCCAACCUUUCAUUGACACCUGCGUUGCAGCUGAUACAUACUUUGUGUGAGCAGAGGGCCAAUAUGUUUGCUGGCCAAAGUCCAAGUCUAAAAGAGCAGCUGAGGACCACAUCAGCUCUAACUGAGAUCCCUGUAAUGUUGAGCACAAUUAUGCCGUUAGCAGGGCUGAUAGGCCGGAAGAUGGGCCUGGGGAAGGUGGACCUAUUAACAGAGCUGAGAAAGAGGAACCUCAGGCACAUCCUGGCUGUCAUACUCGGCCACCUGUCUGCUGAGUGUGUCUACAGGUGUUGUCAGGUGUGCAAGGACUGGAAUGAAAUAAUCCAACAGGACAAGCAAGCUCACCUCAAAAAAGAAAUUCACCGGAGUGAAGUAGAAGCUGCUCUCGAGCUUGGUGGAACUGUCCACGUUUCUGACGCCGAGACCAGAAUGGCUCUGCUUGAAAGGUCAGCCCUCAAGACUGUACAGGCCCAGUCUCGAACCUCCAGUUACUGCACGCCACAGUCUGGAAGAUGCACUGUCACCCCUUUACAAAACAGCACUUUGUCUUUAGGCAGCAGCAGCAAAAGGGAGAAGUUCAUAGAGAUUGCCAAAACCCUCUUCAACGAUGAAUGCCUCAGACAUUGCCCUCGCUGUCAGCAUCCCGCAAAGUGUCACUUUGUGAAACGCGAAGGCGUUUGCACCAGAGCUGACUGUGCGUUCCAGUUUUGCACAGCGUGCUUGUGUGCUUUCCAUGGCGCCAGAGAAUGUGGCGGCCAGUCUGCAGGCCGACGCAAGAAAGACGUAUUACUUCCAGGAAGUGCCCAAAGCAAGCGAAACAUUAGGAGACUAUGAACAGACAAUGACGUGUAGCUCUUGCUACUGUUCU